Messenger RNA from Ilex paraguariensis (yerba mate), 1963 nucleotides. The record is from the annotation of a GenBank genome assembly. NCBI's taxonomy places the organism in Eukaryota, Viridiplantae, Streptophyta, Magnoliopsida, Aquifoliales, Aquifoliaceae.
GAUACGGUCAAGUCAAUGGCUUCUCAACUGGGGAACACAAAUUCUUGGAAAAACCUUUGCAGGCUUGGACUAUAAAUUACACUGUCAAUACACUGAAAAAACCAAGAAAAACUAGCAAUCCCAGCAGUAUACAGAUACAUAAACAGAACCCUUCUUCAACCACUCAGUUCUGUUUGUUCAUAUAUUUCAACCUUCAGCUCCAUUUUUCUUGAGACCUGAGAAAAAUGGCAACUGGAAAACUGCCUGGUACAAAGACCAUAUUAUCUGCGGCCGCCUCUGUUGCUGCAUCAGCAAUGCUUAUCCGAAGCAUUGCCAAUGAAUUCCUCCCCGCUGAAUUCCAACAAUACUACAUUUCCACCAUUCGUAGUUUUCGCAAUCGCCUUUCUUCUCAAUUCACCAUUGUUAUAGAUGAAUACCGAGGGCACAUAAAAAACGAACUGUUUGAGGCCGCAGAUAUGUACUUGGGCACUAUAACCACCCCGUCCACUCAAAGGGUUAAACUGGGGAAGACUGAGAAUGAGAAGAAUCUAGCAAUCACUGUGGAUACAAAUGUGGAGGUUGUGGAUGUUUUUGAAGAUGUCAAUAUCCAAUGGAGGUUGGUUUGUAUAGAGUCGAAGGGUGGUUAUGAAACAGCAGGAGCAGCCUAUGGAAGGCAAAUGAGGGGCGGCCUAAAUACAACUCUCCGAACAGAAAUCAGAUUCUAUGAGUUAAGUUUUGGCAAGAAAUACAAAGAAAAGGUAAUAAAUUCAUACCUGCCAUACAUUUUGGAGAAAGGUAAGAUCAUUCAAGAAGAAGGCAAGGUGAUAAAGCUUUAUACAGUGAGACACCAAUACUGGGAUGCCAAAACAAUCAAAAUAGACCACCCCAUGACUUUCAAGACCCUGACAAUGGAUUCAGAGAUAAAGAAGGCAUUAAUGGAAGAUUUGAAUAAUUAUAUCAAUGGGAAAGAGUUUUACAGAAGAAUUGGAAAGGCUUGGAAACGUGGAUACUUGUUGUAUGGUCCUCCUGGAACGGGCAAGUCAAGCUUGAUUGCAGCUAUGGCUAAUUACCUUAACUACAACAUCUAUGACUUGGAUCUAACAGAUGUCAUGCGUAACUCAGAUCUAAGGAGCUUGUUGCUUGGCAUGUCUAGCAGAUCCAUACUUGUCAUUGAGGAUAUCGACUGCUCUAUCAAGCUGCAAAAUCGAGAAUCUGAAGAUGAAUAUGAAGCACACAACCCCAAAAAUAAGGUGACACUUUCUGGGCUCCUUAAUUUCAUUGAUGGCCUCUGGUCAUGCUGUGGUUCCGAACGCAUCAUUAUUUUCACAACGAAUCACAAAGAUCGACUAGAUCCUGCACUAUUGAGACCCGGUCGUAUGGAUAUGCACAUCCAUAUGACCUACUGCACCUUCUCAGCAUUCAAGCAACUAGCCUUAAAUUAUCUGGGGCUUUAUAAUCACAAUCUCCUUAAGCAGAUUGAAGAGCUCUUGGGCAAGGUUGAGGUCACCCCAGCAGAAGUUGCAGGGGAGCUGAUGAAGACCAGUAAUGCUGAAGUUUCCCUGCAAGGCCUAGUUAAAUUCCUUCACAACAAAAUGAAAGAAAAAGAAGAGAUAAAAACUGAGAAGAAUUCAAAAGCACAUAAUGAAGAAGAGAAUGAAAACGAGAAGACUCUGCAUGCCAAGAACAUGACUUGACUUAUUCUAAAGAGCUCGAAGACAGCGUUUAUAAACCGAGGAUAUAAGGUGAAGGUGAGGAGGAGAAUUUGGGGGUAAACUUCUGUUUGAGUUGUUCUAAAGGUGAUUUAAAAAAGAAAUGAGGAAUAAAUGACAUGGCCAUGAAUGAAGAUUCAUAUAACUUUGCGUCAACGUCAAACUAUCCUAGUAGAUGUAUCAUCUAUUUUUUUUUUUAGUAGAUGUAUCAUCUAAGACCACGUGCUGGUUUUCCUAUCAUUUACGAAAAAUAGGACUCGGUCGUUUUACAUCAA